Molecule: messenger RNA, 3132 nt
Organism: Marchantia polymorpha subsp. ruderalis
Lineage: Eukaryota; Viridiplantae; Streptophyta; Marchantiopsida; Marchantiales; Marchantiaceae
Source: the annotation of a GenBank genome assembly
AAACAAGCCAGUUAUCUCUCACCCAUUCCUUGACGAUGGCAAGCUCAUCAGCUUCUGCUAGACAUCUGAGAAUGGCGUUCUCGAGGAAGGCCGUAAUCAUGUUGCUCCUCACGACCUUGGCAUUCCGCCAUUCUCAGGCUUCAUCCAAGGGAGCCACCAUCACGGAGAGGAUACAGCAUGGCUUUACGGAAGUCACAACUACUGCUGAGAAGCUCAAGAUUUCAGCCGAGAAGAUCGACAUAUUCAGCGCCCCCCAACAGGGAAUCAUUAUCGCUCAGGGUCUAGCAGCCAUCACAGAAAAGGUUGGUCAUGGUAUCGAAAAGAUGACCCAUGAGACAUUACCUGCACUUCCAAACGCUGAUGCAGAGGACGUUGUUGACUCUCUCAAGGAGUUUGUGAAAGCUCACCAGGCAAUGCUAAGAGUUCUCAUGGAGAAGAAUGAGCUCCCGUCUAUAAUUGCCUCCUUCGAUCAUAUCAAGAUGACGCUUGUAAACAUGGAGGUCGCGUUCGAACUCUUUGCCUUCGAUCUGAUUGCGCUCAUUCCAACCCAGAGGCGAGAAGCAGAGAAGCAAUUCGCUGACCUCCAUGACAUUCUGAAAGACACCUUGACCAAGUACAGCGUCCCCUUCAGGUCAGCUGAGUCAGAUGCUGCGCUCACCGCCACCACAGAGAAAAUCAUCGAAGGGCUCAAGACCGUCACGGAAAUGUCAGACCAACUCCGUGUAGCAACCAACAAAAUCAACAUCUUCAACGCUCCUCAGCAGGGCGCGGUAAUCGCCAGUGGAUUUGCAACCAUCAUUCAGAAGGUGUCUGAGGGCAUCGUCAGGGUGGACCGAGUCACUUCAGGUCCGCUUCCUGAUGCUGAUGCACAACUCGUCGUCGACGCCCUGACGACAUUCGUGCAGGUCCACCAGGCCUUGCUGAAUGUGGUGAUCGGCAAGCACGGCAUCCUCACGAUGAUUCCGUUCUUCGAGCCCAUCAGAAUGGCACUUGUGAGUCUGGAAGCUGUCAUCGACAGGUUGGCGUUCGACCUGAUUGCUCUAAUUCCUACUCAGAAAUCCUCCGCAACAAUUCAGUUCCAGAAGCUGGAUGUCACGUUGAAAGACGCCGAGGACACCUACAGCUUCCCGCUGACAUCCGCUGAAUCUGAUGCUGCUCUCACUGCCACCACAGAGAAGAUCGUCGAGGGACUGAAGACUGUCACAGAUAUGUCGGAUCAGCUCAGAGUUGCAACCCAGAAGAUCAACAUCUUCAACGCUCCUCAGCAGGGAGCGGUCAUCGCCAGUGGAUUUGCAACUAUCAUUCAGAAGGUUUCUGAGGGAAUCGUCAGGGUGGACCGAGUCACUUCAGGUCCCCUUCCGGACGCUGAUGCCCAGCUCGUAGUUGACGCCCUCACCACAUUCGUACAAGUCCACCAGGCCCUGCUCAAUGUCGUCAUCGGCAAGCACGGCAUCCUUACGAUGAUUCCGUUCUUCGAGCCCAUCAGAAUGGCACUUGUGAGUCUGGAGGCUGUCAUCGAUAGGUUGGCGUUCGACCUGAUCGCUCUAAUUCCUACUCAGAAAUCCUCCGCAACAAUUCAGUUCCAGAAGCUUGACGUCACGUUGAAAGACGCCGAGGACACCUACAGCUUCCCGCUGGCAUCCGCUGAAUCUGAUGCUGCUCUCACCGCCACCACAGAGAAGAUCGUCGAGGGAUUGAAGACUGUCACAGAUAUGUCGGAUCAACUCAGAGUUGCAACCCAGAAGAUCAACAUCUUCAACGCUCCUCAGCAGGGAGCGGUCAUCGCCAGUGGAUUUGCAACUAUCAUUCAGAAGGUUUCUGAGGGAAUCAUCAGGGUGGACCGCGUCACAUCAGGUCCGCUUCCGGAUGCUGAUGCCCAGCUCGUAGUCGACGCCCUGACGACAUUCGUGCAGGUCCACCAGGCCUUGCUGAAUGUGGUGAUCGGCAAGCACGGCAUUAUCACGAUGAUUCCGUUUUUCGAGCCCAUCAGAUAUGCUCUUGUGAGUCUGGAAGCUGUCAUCGAUAGGUUGGCGUUCGACCUGAUUGCUCUAAUUCCUACUCAGAAAUCCUCCGCAACAAUUCAGUUCCAGAAGCUUGACGUCACGUUGAAAGACGCCGAGGACACCUACAGCUUCCCGCUGGCAUCCGCUGAAUCUGAUGCUGCUCUCACCGCCACCACAGAGAAGAUCGUCGAGGGACUGAAGACUGUCACGGAUAUGUCGGAUCAGCUCAGAGUUGCAACCCAGAAGAUCAACAUCUUCAACGCUCCUCAGCAGGGAGCGGUCAUCGCCAGUGGAUUUGCAACUAUCAUUCAGAAGGUUUCUGAAGGAAUCGUCAGGGUGGACCGAGUUACUUCAGGUCCCCUUCCGGACGCUGAUGCCCAGGUCGUCGUCGACGCUCUCACGACAUUCGUGCAGGUCCACCAGGCCUUGCUGAAUGUGGUGAUUGGCAAGCACGGCAUCCUCACGAUGAUUCCGUUCUUCGAGCCUAUCAGAGUGGCACUUGUGAGUCUGGAAGGAGUCAUCGAUAGGUUGGCGUUCGACCUGAUUGCGCUUAUUCCUACUCAGAAAUCGUCGGCAACAAUCCAGUUCCAGAAGCUGGACGUCACGUUGAAAGACGCCGAGGACACCUACAGCUUCCCUCUUGCAUCAAAAACUGAUGCUCAGUCAGAGAGUCUGAGAAAGGAAGUGAUUCAGGACACGAAGAAAUCGUCCAAAUCAUACUUGGAAAUAUGAUUCAAAGAGUUUUAACCAAGUAGUAGCUGAGGAUCUGAAUUCCGGAUAUAGGAAGGGACAUUUUGUGGGCCGGUUUUCUAACUUCUUUGAGGAUGGUUGUGCAGUAUAGAGUGAUAAUCUAUGAGUUAGUGCCUAGAGUGGGAUAUUGUUAUCCAUACAGCUCAUGUUAGUUUCUGCAAGGGAAUACAGAAAUUGGAAUGAACCGCAGAUCAGUCUGAGGAUUAUACUUAUCUUAUAGAAGGUUUCAACUUCACAGCGAUGGUAUGGUUCUCCAUGGAUGCUUUUAUGAAUCAAGACUCUUUGAAGGGUCCAUACCCUUGAGGUAACCAUGUUCAUGGAGGAUACACCAUUCAGUAAAAUCUUCAAGCCUGACUGAAAGAGAAGGCCCCCUUUGAGG